CGGCGCACUUCCGGCUGCGCGUCGCUGCUCGCACACUGCAGGGCCUCGGAGCCGGCCUGCACCUCCCUCCGCUCCUGCGGGCGUCGGGGAGAGGAGUGGAAGAUGUCUAUGGAUGUGACCUUUCUUGGGACAGGAGCAGCAUAUCCGUCGCCGACCCGUGGCGCCUCUGCGGUGGUUCUUCGGUGUGAGGGCGAGUGCUGGCUUUUUGACUGUGGGGAGGGAACACAGACCCAGCUUAUGAAAAGCCAGCUGAAGGCAGGGAGAAUUACCAAGAUCUUCAUCACGCAUCUUCAUGGAGACCACUUCUUUGGCCUUCCCGGCCUCCUCUGCACCAUCAGCCUGCAGAGUGGCUCUGUGGUCAGCAGGCAGCCCAUUGACAUCUAUGGCCCCGUCGGGCUUCGGGACUUUAUCUGGAGAACCAUGGAGCUCUCUCACACGGAGCUGGUGUUUCCUUACGUGGUUCAUGAGUUAGUUCCUACAGCUGACCAGUGUCCUGGAGAAGAACUGAGAGAAUCCGCCCACAUGGAUGAGGCAGACAGUGCUCCCAAAGGACAAGGGCGAACUAUCCUGCUGGAUGCCGAAGAAAACUCAUACUGUCUGGUUGAUGACGAGCAGUUUGUGGUAAAGGCAUUUCGCCUCUUUCAUAGAAUUCCAUCCUUUGGCUUCUCAGUCGUGGAAAAGAAGCGUGCUGGUAAACUCAAUGCACAGAAGCUGAGAGAUCUCGGUGUGCCACCAGGUCCAGCCUAUGGGAAGCUGAAAAACGGUAUUUCUGUCGUUUUGGAUAAUGGAGUUACAAUAUCUCCCCAAGAUGUCUUAAAAAAGCCUAUGGUUGGAAGAAAAAUCUGCAUCCUGGGUGACUGUUCCGGGGUUGUGGGGGAUGGGGCAGUGAGGCUGUGCUCUGAAGCCGACCUGUUGAUCCAUGAGGCGACUCUGGAUGAUUCCCAGAUGGACAAAGCGAAAGAGCACGGCCACAGCACGCCACAGAUGGCUGCGGCCUUUGCAAAGCUGUGCCGGGCAAAGAGGCUAGUUCUGACUCACUUCAGUCAGAGGUACAAACCGACCGCCUUAGCUAGAGAAGGGGAGACAGAUGGCCUCGCAGAACUGAAGAAGCAAGCCGAAUCCGUGUUGGAGCUCCAGGAAGUGACUCUAGCGGAAGACUUUAUGGUGAUCGGCAUUCCGAUCAAGAAAUGAAACCCGUGCGCGCUCCCGACACACUAAUGCGGCCGUGCUGUGGAGUUACAGACCUGCACUACAGACUCUUUGUUGGUGGUUGUGAGUGAUUUUUUUUUAAAUUACUUUGGCCCUAAAGAUGGAGCUGCAUUGUUGAGCUGACUCAGUGAGAGGGAACAAGGUUUUAAAUAAUAAAUCAUUUUUAAAAGAUGAAAAAAAUUUAAAUGAUUUAAAAUUUAAAUUUUAAAUGAUGAAAAUCCUUCUUAAAGUGCAGAUGUGACAAAAUAAUCCAUUGUGCAGGGGUACUUAUUUUGUGGCUGUUGCUACAGAUAGAAUUCAACACUCUGUGCAGUGUUAGACUUAGCUUUGCCUAGCUUAGAGCUGUUGUUGGCAAAUUAUAUAGGACUGGGUCCUCUUGGCUACACAAACGGUAGCAGAAUUUGUAUAGAACUUGUGUUCCUAACAGGGAGAUAAGAGAUGGGGGCAAUACACGUGCAGUAUUGACAACGAGGUGGCCGUUUGCCGGAACAGUCAGUGCAGGCUUGGAUUCAGCUUUAUCUUAGCAUUUUCUUCAGCAUUCUGGUUUCUUUUAGCACAUGGUCCUGGGUAGUCUACUGAGAAUUAGAUAUGAUGGGACUGUUUUUCCAUUGCAGUGACGGAGGGGAGAUGGUGACAGCACAGUAGUUGAGUUAGUGGGGGUCAGGAAUGCCAUAUAUGCUGUGCAGUUAGCGUUAGUCCUGCGUAAUAAUUACCUCAAAGUUCUAGGCCUGUUCAGAGACACAAAUUAAACCUUUUAUUCCCAAUGUGAAUAUGCUUUGCUAAAGUUAAUGAUGUUAUGGAUUGGAUUAAUAGAUGGGCCAAAUCCUCCAACAGGAGGUAAAGGAUAUGUAUGAUAGAAUUAGAUCAGGUAUUAUUUGGCAAAAUGAGUCAUCAAGUGAAUGUUAUGGAUGUGGAGAGAGACGGUCACCCCCACUGUGGGGUGGAGUCUGCCUCAGGCCUAGUGGUCCUGGAGCUGCAGUGAGUUGAGUGUGGAGUUGGAGAGAGAACUGCUGCCUCUGCUUCCAGAGACUAAGUUGGGAGGUCAGGGUGACCUGACACUGCGUGCCAAACUGCCUGGGUGACUCUGAAAUGAGUACAUGGGUACUGAGCUAGCCAGGAGAAAAAAAAUGUCUUUUUUCUAUGUAUUUAAAUUGAGGGCACAUCUAUUUUAUAGAUUCUUAUAUAUGUUUGUGUAUUAUAUACUUUAUGAUGCAUAUUUUUACAUGAAGGCUGACCGCCCUCCUAUUUUCUUAAAGCAAAAUAAAGAUAUUUUAUUGGACAAACAAAAGCUAGGAGUUUAUUAUCAGAGAAUCCUCUGUAAGUAAUUCUGAGGCAUUAUUUUGGCACAAUAAAAAUAAUGUUGGAAGGUUAAGAAACCAUAAAGGGGCAAAGCUGGGUGUUGUGGAGAGACACUGACUACAGGGCCCGCUGACAAGUCCAGACCUGCGCUCUCAUCCAGUAGUCUCUCAGAUUGUGAGGCUUAAUAGAAUUUUGGAGUUGCAUCAUUUAAUGUCUUUUUCUCGGAGUGCUGAGGCUGUUUUCUGUGAGUGGAAGUAAAACUGACAUGUGGUUCUUGUGUUCAAAUCUCUAUCUUCGAGUAGUUCCUUCUUUCUAGUUCUGUCUGUGUUAGAGAACAUCUUAGUUAGGCAUGGUGGCACAAGCCUGUUACCUUGCUGUUUGCAAGGCUAAGGCAGGAAAAUAGGAGCCCGGGCUACAAAGUAGGACUUUAUCUUAAAAAAAAAAAAAAAAAAAAAAAAAAAAAAAAACAGACAGAAAAAUAAAUGUGACUUGUAACGCAUUUUCAUGUUCAUUCACCUUCUUCGCUGCCACACAGGAGUGGCCUGCUUUAUUCUGUUGAAGAUUUGACUUCAUCGGCUUACAGACCUAAGGCCCAUCCUCUCUGUCAUCUCCCCCUGUAUUUAACAAGGUCUCAUCGUGCAGCUCGAACUGGCCUGAAGCUUAAAGCUCCUUCCUGCUUGGGAGCUGGGGUUAUAAACGUGUGGUUGUCAUCUGCCCAUAAUGUUUUAAAUAUUUCUUUCCCAAGGAAAUUUUAUAAUUUUUAGGCUGGGAGUAUAGCCUGGUGGUAGAGCACUUGCUUAAUUUUGAUCUGUAGUAUAAAAAGGAAGGGUGAUUAUUGCCUCCUAGUACAAAUGUCUUUAUUAUGCCUUUAAUACAUAUAAUUCAACUCUUUUUUUCUCUGAAUAUUCUGAUGUCAGCUUGAAAUUUUCCUACUUUUUCUCUUAUUAGUGAAAUAAGAAUCCUUCCCAAAUGUGUCUAUCCUAAAUGGACAGUGAUGGUACUUUUAUCUUACAGAGGAAGAUGUUUAUAGUAAAAUGUACUAGAUCUGUCUUUACUAACAGAUUUGAGGGCUAGUGAAGUGGAGAUUAAUAGGAGUAUUGACCCCCUCCCUUCUUUCUCUUUCUUCUUUUUUUCCUUUAAGAUUGGGGUCUCAUGUAGCACAGGCUAGCCUUGAACUUGAUAUAUAGCCAAGGAUGAUCUUGAAUUUGUGAUGCUUCUGCCUCUGCCUCCAGAAUGCUGAGGUAACUGUCUUAUGUCACCAUGUUAGGUCUGUGUGACACUGAGGAUGGAACCUAGGCUAGGCUUCUGUGGUGCUGAGGAUGGAGCCCAGGACUCUAUGCCUGCCAAGCAUCCCAGAGCUCAGGUGUGGGGGGCUUUUAGGGGAUACUGAAAAUGAAGCACUGGCUGCACCUUUGAAUAUUCUUUCUUGACAGAGAAGAACUAAAUCUAAGGGGAGACUGUGGGAUAAUAGUGUGUAAUUUUUCUUUUCUUUGGUGUAUAAAAAUAAAAAACAACUAUUUAAGUCAAGUUUUUUAUUUUUGUUUUAAAAAACAAGAGAAGUGGCUGGGGAUGUAGCUCAGGGUAGAACAGUAGUUAGCCUGAGCUAGGUCUUGGGCUUGAUCCCCAGUGUCUCCACUUGGCCCCUGCCCCCCAGAAAGACAAGGGGGAAGAGAGGGAACAUGAAUGGUUAAAAGUGGAUUCAGAUUAUAAGAAUGUAUGAAAAUGUAAUAAUGAAACUCAUACAGUUAAUAUGUACUGAUAAUUUUUUUAAGUGGAGAAAGAAGUUUGGGAGGCAAGAGAGGCUGCCACUUCUGUGGGGCUUUAUGACUCAGUAGUACAAUGGACGUUCUGACGAAGUGUAUGUAUAUACUCAUUUAGUAUAGCAGUUACCUCAAAGCACAUCCAUUCCGAUAAAGCACUCCUCUGGAUAGCUGUGGUCGCCUAGACACAUAGACACUCCAGGUGGCUGACAGUUCAAGUCCUUGUAUGAUUCCUCUUCAUCAUCUGGACUGCAGCCAGAGUGAGCUUUCCCCAAGACGUAACCUUUGCCAUCUCUCUCUGGCUUGAAGCUUGGUAGUGCUCUGGCCCUUUCGCCUAACCUAAUCUUACUCCCCCAUGCUACUCAGGUUUGCAGCCCCGGCCUCGAGGUCUUCAGAGCCUUCCAGGGAUCUGCUUCCUUCCCCUGAAAUGGUUUGCCAUUCCCCAAAUCACUCUAGCGAGCCUUGGCAUCUUAGCUUUGCUUUCAGGCUCACAGAAGUCUGCCUACCUGGCCCCCGCGAGGAAGUGUACGUUUCUCAGCCCCUCAACCCGCCUUCCUGACACUUGUCAGUUACAGCUUUGUUUUGCCUCUGUAUGUGAUGUUUCUCCUCCACGCCAGCUCUGUGAACCACACAAGGCAGAGCUCUGUCUGCUUCUGUUCCCCUGAUGACUAACUCUGUCCGGAACAUCAACGGCAUCAAUAAAGAGUGUUGACUGGA
Molecule: messenger RNA, 4985 nt
Organism: Apodemus sylvaticus (European woodmouse)
Lineage: Eukaryota; Metazoa; Chordata; Mammalia; Rodentia; Muridae
Gene: Elac1
Product: elaC ribonuclease Z 1
Exons: 4
Coding region: 103-1191 (362 amino acids)
Cellular component (GO): nucleus
Molecular function (GO): 3'-tRNA processing endoribonuclease activity
Source: RefSeq, a predicted model, not a curated record